AUGAUCAGCAGUCCCUCUUCUGCAGACUGGGCCACAUUUGCUGUGGGCCCGGGCCACGGCAUCCAGCUGCGCUCAGGCCGCCUGCUGGUGCCUGCCUACACGUACCACGUAGACCGGCGGGAGUGCUUUGGCAAGAUCUGCAGGACCAGCCCGCAUGCCUUCACCUUCUACAGUGACGACCACGGUCGCACCUGGCGCCACGGAGGCCUGGUGCCCAACCUUCGCUCGGGCGAGUGCCAGCUGGCCGCGGUGGACAGCGGGCAGGCCGGCCACAUCCUGUACUGCAACGCCCGGAGCCCCCUGGGGAGCCGCGUGCAGGCGCUCAGUGCGGACGAGGGCACCUCCUUCCUGCCCGGGGAGCUGGUGCCUGCCCUGGCCGAGACCGCCCGGGGCUGCCAGGGCAGCGUCCUUGGCUUCCCUGCCCCGCUCUUUAGCAGGCCGAGGAAUGGUAGAUGGCCAGUGGGUGCCGGGAGCCACUCCUACUCUCCACACCUCUGUCUUGGAGUCCAGGAACCCUCAGAGGAGGGUACUGGAGACACCCAAGGGGCCCAGGGGCCCAGCGGGAUGGAGGGAUGUAGGGACAGCCCUGAAGAGCCUGGCCUGGGGCCUGGGCUCAGUGGGAUCAUGGCGGCCUGGACCUCGAAGGUCCCCGGGCCCCCUGCCACCCUGUCUCAGAGCCCCACCUGGCUGCUGUAUUCCCACCCGGUGGGGCGCAGGGCUCGACUCCAUAUGGGAAUCUAUCUGAGCCGGUCCCCCCUGGAUCCCCACAGCUGGACGGAGCCCUGGGUGAUCUAUGAGGGGCCCAGUGGCUACUCUGAUCUGGCAUCCGUCGGGCCAACUGUCAAGGGAGCCCUGACCUUUGCUUGUCUGUUUGAGAGUGGGGCCAGGGUCUCCUACGAGGAGAUCUCCUUUUGCAUGUUCUCCCUUGGUGAGGUCCUGCAGAACCUGCCGCCGGGCCCCAAGCCACCCGGCCUCGGGGACAAGCGUCUGGAGCGCUGCCGGCCUUCCUGA
Molecule: messenger RNA, 1011 nt
Organism: Puma concolor (puma)
Lineage: Eukaryota; Metazoa; Chordata; Mammalia; Carnivora; Felidae
Source: RefSeq, a predicted model, not a curated record